AGUGAUCAGCUGUUCAGGUGUAGCCUACGUAAAGUAGCUACAGGAAACACGCACGACACAAUAAUAAACAGACAUGAAUCGAUCUACACAUCUACAGCGUAAUCCCAGAGGGAGCCGGGCAUAUAGAGGAAAUGAAAUAAACCAAAACAGCAAUAUGACGAACAACGAGCAAAGGAAUGAAAAUUAUUGUGAGAAUAACUCACCUAACGUUAGUAACGUUACUUCAAACCCUCAGAAUCAGCCAACACAUGCGGAUGGAUACACCAAGAUACCACCAAAUGAAUCAAGACGGAGCGAACUGCAGAGGACUGCACAGGAAGGAGAGGAGAAACUGAGGAGACUGAAAGAGGAGAACCGCCCUGGUCCCAUUCAACUGGCCCCAGAGAAACUAGGUGGUGCAGAAUCACUGGCAGAAGUCAGACAAAGACAGCAGGAGGAUUUACGCCGGUCAAAGCUGAGAAAAAAGCUUCAAAAAGAGGAAAUGGAUCAAAAUAAGAGACAGGCAGAGGAGCAGAAGAAUGAGAGGAUGAAGGCCUUACAGCGAGAGAAGGCCAGAAAACUAGAGAUGAGUAAAAAGCAAGGUGACGAACAGAGACAGAAGCUGUACCAAGACGACAAACAAAUGAAAACAGAGGAGUUUCUUCAAAGAAUUGAGAGGUCAAGCAGUAGCGUUUCUAUGGCAGCAAGCAAUUCCAUGCCAGCAUCAUCCUGGACUAAAAAUCAUGAGUACAGGGAAGCCAGAAGAGAGGAGGAGAACGCUGACCUGCUUAAGAAGAAAGAGGAGCAGAGGAGAAAGGCAGAAGUUUUGGAGGAAAAACAAAAACAACAGGAGGAGGACAGGAAGAGACGGACUGAAGCUGACCAUCAGCGGGUGAACAUGGCUUUCCUAGACCAUCUGGAGGCGAGUAGUUCAGGUAUGGUUCCUGAAAGCACUAAUGUCUGGCUGGAUGAUGAUGAUGAUGACGAACUGCAGGAUACAGCCUUGUCCACAGUUCCCAACCCAUCACAGGUCCACACAGACUGUGAAGAGGAGGAUGAUUGUGGCCAUAUGUGGACCCUGAUGAAACUCCAGAAUAGGUUUCCAUACUAUGAGCGUGUUAUGCUGGAAGAUAUCGUCAAACAGUGCAAUGGCAAUUACCAGCAAGCAUACGAGCUGCUUGAUGUUUAAAUGAUCCUCAGUGAUAGAUUGAUCCUAAUGUUGGUUUGUGAGUUAAUAAUAAUUUUUGAGUGAACUGUCCUUUUACUUAAUGAAGGUGACAAUCUUAAACCAAACCAAAUCUAGUGUCCUUUGAAUUGAAACAAAAACGUAUUUUUUAGUUAUUUUUGCUCUGACAGUAAAUGGAUUGAUACUUAGUCAUAGAGAAAAUAAAUCGAAACAAUAAAUCAA
This is a messenger RNA of Carassius gibelio (silver crucian carp), 1387 nucleotides long. Its product is annotated as epithelial-stromal interaction protein 1-like. Bases 74 to 1168 code for a protein of 364 amino acids. The record is from RefSeq and is a predicted model, not a curated record. Lineage: Eukaryota; Metazoa; Chordata; Actinopteri; Cypriniformes; Cyprinidae. The transcript is spliced from 11 exons.